This is a messenger RNA of Podospora bellae-mahoneyi, 664 nucleotides long. RefSeq lists its product as uncharacterized. The record is from RefSeq and is a predicted model, not a curated record. The coding region runs from base 188 to 664 and encodes 158 amino acids. Lineage: Eukaryota; Fungi; Ascomycota; Sordariomycetes; Sordariales; Podosporaceae. The transcript is spliced from 2 exons.
CAUGCUUCCAACCUGAUUGAUCGCCUACAAAGCACCAGUUGCCCACCCCCCGGCUCCGUUUCUCUGUUUCUGUUAUUGUUGGUUCCCCUGGCUUGUGUUCUCAGUCAUGUCAAUCAUGGUGACCUGACCUUUCCCACAGUCGUCGCCUUCGGCCGUAUCCCACCACUCGAAUAUCCAGCCUUGCGUCAUGGCUCCUCCAAAGCUCAACGGGCAGCUCCCGUACCAAAGCUGCAGACGAUUGUUUCAGCAACAAGCUCUGUCGAGACGAACCUUUACGACAUCUUCCCCAUCCUUCUCGGACGUGCCCAAGCAGACGUCGAGAUUCGCGAAAAAGACAGAAACCCAGGUCCCUCCCGUCAACCAAACCCAGCCGAAGCCGAAUGUUGUGGUAAACCCACCAGCCGCACCGACGACCGUGCCGAAACCGUCUGCUGUGCGCCGCCCUGGCGUUGGGACACCUACAAUGAAGCCAAAGCAGCCGGUGGACAUCAACAGCAAGGAGUACAAGCGUGUGGCGAGAAAGGUCACGAGCCUCAUGGUUGCGCUGCCCUUCUUGAUUGUCACAUCGUACUACCUCUGGGACCGACUCUCUCUUGGCAGGCCAGUCCCUCCUCCGUCCGAUGAUGCCUCCUCCGCUCCGUCCUCUGAACCCAAGAAAGCGUAG